This is a messenger RNA of Plodia interpunctella (Indianmeal moth), 9498 nucleotides long. RefSeq names its product transcriptional repressor scratch 2-like. The record is from RefSeq and is a predicted model, not a curated record. Lineage: Eukaryota; Metazoa; Arthropoda; Insecta; Lepidoptera; Pyralidae. Gene Ontology annotation, biological process: regulation of DNA-templated transcription. Gene Ontology annotation, molecular function: DNA-binding transcription factor activity, RNA polymerase II-specific; RNA polymerase II cis-regulatory region sequence-specific DNA binding. The coding region runs from base 108 to 1361 and encodes 417 amino acids. The transcript has 2 exons.
AUCAGACCAGCCGCUCGCCCGGGGCACCGCUCUUUCUACUCUCUCUCUUUCUCUGUUCGUCUGUCUUUCGCUGAUGCGGUCGCGCUGGGGCUGAUGCGGGCGCCGCCAUGCCGCGCUGCCUCAUGGCCAAGAAGUGGAAGGCGGCCCCGGCGACGGAGCUGGCCGAUGAGUCGGAGGAGGAGAUCGACGUGGUCGGCGAGGGGCGCGGCCGGAGCCCCGCGCCCGCGGCCACGGCGCCGGGGCCCUCGCCCAGGGACCCCGAACCCACGCUCCUCUACAAUGGUUACACCGAGGAGCAGCCUUCCACGCAGUUCACGGCCCAGCUGCCCAGCGAGCUGAGUCCGGCCGCCCCCGCCCCCGCGCCUCUCUCCACUCCGCAGCCCUCUCAGCCUCUCUCUUACGCUCUUCUGCAACUCUCCGCCUCCGACUCGACUGAACCGCCCUUCCUCCAAGUGCAGCUCCAGUCUUCGCCUGUCUCCCCCCCACCGCCACCGGCGAGCGGCAAGUCCAUUUCCAUGUGCUACACCAGCACCGGCGCCCUUCUUUCUCUGCCGCCGAAGAAAAAGGAUAUUUACCGCCCCUACUGCCUUGGCGACCGGGCCGCGCACCUACAUCGUGCCGAAGAAGAUCUCAACGCAGCGCAUGCCAUCCUCGAUCUCAGUCAACAUGCGGUCUACCUUACGACACCGCCCCCUCCGCCGCCGCGGGUGGAGCCUUCGCCCCCCGAGCCUCCGCCGCCACCGGAGCCGCCUGCACAGGAACAGCCUUCUGAAAGACCGCGCGAAACUGUUGCCUACACCUAUGACGCAUUUUUCGUCAGUGAUGGCCGCUCCAAACGCCGCAACUACGCCAGCGCGCCGGUCGAAAGUGCUCAACAACCGGAACCAAAAUCAAAAUAUACGUGCAGCGAGUGCGGCAAAAGAUACGCGACGUCUUCUAACCUGUCGCGUCACAAACAGACGCACCGCAGCCUGGACUCGGUGGCGGCGAAGCGUUGCGGCGAAUGCGGCAAGGCGUAUGUGUCGAUGCCCGCGCUCGCCAUGCACGUGCUAACUCACCAGCUGUCGCACGUGUGCGGGGUAUGCGGCAAGCUGUUUUCGAGACCCUGGUUGCUACAGGGCCAUUUGCGCUCCCACACAGGCGAGAAACCCUAUGGGUGCGCCCACUGCGGGAAAGCGUUCGCGGACCGCUCCAAUCUGCGCGCACACAUGCAGACCCACUCCUCCGACAAGAACUUCGAGUGCGGGCGCUGCCACAAGACAUUCGCGCUGAAAAGCUACCUCAACAAGCACCAGGAGUCAACGUGCGUCCGAGACGAGGACUCUUCACCGCCUGAAGCGCCCGCCUUGGCCUCCGGCUAGCCGCCGCCCGAGCCCCACGAAACUAGGGACCGUACCGACGCCGUAAGAUUUAUAAAUUAACGUAAAGUAUUAAUAUGAAUUUAGCUUGUUAGCGUAAUAUAAUAAAUUUACAAUGAAACUAGGAGCGCCGGCGACCGCCUGGCCGCCACGCUUCGAAAUCGAGCAACGUUUCGCAAACAACGAAUCACGUACGACCCCGUAGAACCGCUACCGCGGAUAUAGGCCGUAGCGACGGACGUCCCGAUGCGUUAACUUUAAUGUAUAUAUUCGUCGAUAAAUAUACCCCUAUAUACAUAGAAGUAUUGAAAUAUGAAUGAAAGUAAUAUCUUUUGUAGGUGAUUUUUACAACCGCAAAGUAGGUUUAGAGUAUACCGUAAGUUUAGCUACGAAAUGAGAAAGCCGAGCGCCGAGUUCGCGUGUGGAGGGGCCGUCUCGGUGAGCAACUUGCCAAAACUUUCCGUCCGAAGCUCCCACACGCCGCCGCGCCGCGCCGCACCGCGCCGCAUCGCAACAGUGCCUUAGCGGUAGGGAUGGGUGAUACGACCAUAUUACACAUCGACCAGGUAACGCACGCAGAAUGUGUGAUGUUUUAACAUCAAUAAUUUUAUGAGCAUAAAUUGUCAUUUUUCAGGAAUACUUACUUUAUAGAACGUCGAAGUGGUAGAAUAUAGUCGUGAUUCGACGAUAGUGGUUUCAGCUUAAUUUUUCAGCUUUGUAGUUGAAUACGACAAUUAUAUCACUCACCACUACAAAGCGGGGAGCGCGCGCCGCCACCGCCCGCCGAUCAAAUGUUUGAAUUAUUUUAUUAAAAGUGUUUAGACCUGCAACGUCCACUCCAAGCGAAAGCUAGCUAGUCUAUCGGAAAAUCCAUGAAACGCGGUUACUUUAUUUCGGAAUAAACGCUCUUAAUGACUUUUACUAAGAUCACUUUUUGGGCCUUGGGCCAACUUAAGCUAUUAAUUGUAUUUUUAUGUCUCUUCUCAAAGAUCUGUUCAUAUUAAUUUUAUUUUUAUAAAAUAACCUUCAGAAUAACUUUAAAACUGAAAAUUCAAACGAAGAUAAUAUAGAUCUUGAAAAUUAUAUGAAAAAAUAGAAGGCGAUCGGCGGGCGUCUAAGGCGACGAAGGGGCAAGUUCGCACGACAUUGUACAGCGAGCAUGCCUUUGGUUGUCGUUCGUACUAGACAGGCGAACCACGGGCAAUAACUAUAGCAAGCUAGACCUAGACACAUACACGGAAUAGUAUAUACUCCGUGGACUGGAGAUGCACUUAUAACGCGUGUCAACAUGCGUCCGCUUAAUUUUUAAAAGUAAACUAAUUACCAACGAAUUCAUAUUAGAUACUAUCAUCCUAAAGUCUAAAUAAACUUGUAUGACAGUAAAAAAACAGUGACUUAUAUGGCGGAAUGAAUAACCCCCCUGAAGAUUAAACCGCCGCCCAAAUACUGUUUCAUUGUAAAUGAAUUUGUGCAAUUUAUUUUUCAACCAGACAGAUAUCCUAUUGCUAAACCAUUAUGGCGAUAUAAGUACAAAGUGUGCCACGAACGAUGAGACUCGGCGAAUCUAUGGUUCGCCUGCGCAGCAGACGAUAUAGAUCACUUUGCUGUCUCAUCUUUCGUUACGGUAAUUGUACAUGUUGACACGUUAUAAAAGUGAUUAUAGAAUAACUUAAGUAAGGUUAGGUGUUAAGUUAGAUUAAAAGGAGCACGAGGUGCUUGAAGAGAAAUGGGUAUUCGAAAAGCAAUAAUAAUGUAGGCACAAGAAGUCGCGCACCGCUGUCGAGUAGACACAGCAGACUCACCCCGUAGCGUAGCUCGUAGUAACGCCAGAUUCUCUGCUUGCCGGAGACACUGUCUUCACACUCUCCCCGAGUCACAUAUAUUGGAAACAGAUAUAGAAGUAUAUAUAGCCUAUUCUUCUGGUCUAAUCAGAUCAGAUAAUUUAUAUUAUGCUAUUUGUAUGACAUUAUUUCGGAGUAAAAUAGGAUUUUUUAUACAGGGUAUUUUGUUUUUCUCUCUCUCUUUCUAAAAAGCAUAAUGUUUAUCUUUAAGCAUAAUGUUUAUCCUUUUGUAAGUUGCUCCGGCAAGCAGAGAUACAGGUAAACCCCUCUAUUAGUUAGUGCCUCGCAAGUCAAUUCAUCAUGGUGGUUUAAUUUGGGCCCUGUCAAUUAAAAUAAAUUAAUCUUUCAAAAAGACAUAGUUCCUCUAUAUCUCGCACGAGAUAAUAUUAUGUGUCAACGUUUUUAAAAAAUGGAAUAUUUUUUUAUAAAUUUAAAUGUUUGAUCUGUUUAACGAUGGUUUACUAUCGCGGUAUGUUUUCUAAAUAUUACCAAAGUUUUGCUAGAAUUUCUGUCUACAAUCUUCUUGAACUAUCUGAUACUUAGCCGACAUUUUUAGUACUCAAUUUAUGUGAUAUAUGUAAUAAUUUAUAACUCUGUAUAUUUUUGUAGUUGCAUUAAUGCUCAAUAAUAAAAUUUGAAGAUAAAAGUUUACAGCAGUUUACAGCUUCAAUUUAGAUACGAUUGAUUACGAGUAAAAAUUUUAUUUCACACAAGUUAUUUACACGAAACAAUUGAUAGUUCGAGAAGUGUGGCUUGAUUCUGGCAAAUGGACUUGCAAAAUCCAGCCUAGGAUCGACAGCUCAUCAGAUGGAAGCCUCAAGAGGCACUUUACCAGUCCUAGUCUUUAUAUUCCCUAAUCUAAAUAUUCCUACUAGUAGACGUAGUGCCACAUUUUACCUAGGUAGAUAUUAAAAUAAUAAUAAAUAGCUCCUUUCACUCCUUUGAACAUAAAUAGGCUUCACCGGGCAAUGGUCGCGCGUUCUAAGCAAUAUAUAAUGUAAUACAUAAGCAAUAAAACGUAGAAUUUACGUAGUACAUAUUUAUUUCAUAAGAUUUUGGUAGAAUUUUAGAUGUUUUGGUGCUUUGGACAUUACAAUUUACGAACGAAAUUCACAUCGAAUAUUUAGAUGAUAUAAGUAUUUAUUUUUGUUAUAUUUAAUUUUGUGUAAACAAUUUGCGUUCAGUAUUUUUCUCAGAACAAUAUCUGAGAUAUUUUUUAUGAUAAAACUCCUUUUAAAUCGGCUGUCAAACGAUACUUAUUACGAUUAUUAAUUAUUUAAAAAAUAUAUAUCAUAUUUAUAAUACAUGAUUUGUUAUAUUUAUAAAAAAGAAAUAUUGUAAAUAUAUUAUUUCCGUACUCAUGUAAUUUCUACACUUGAAUAUACUCUAAUAUUACCGUGAUAUAAAAUCUUUACGAGUGUAAAUGGUGUGAAGUUGAGAUCACUUGCAGCUUCACUAUGCAAUUUUUAUAAAUUGUAUCUACCUCUUUCGUAGUAUGACAUGAUGUUUAUUUUCUACGAUAUCAUAUAAGUAGAAUAAAUUACUUGUGUUGUAAUUUUAAAUCUGGUAUCAACUUUUUAUCGAUCAGAUGUGAUGUUUGAAAAUCUGUUAUUAUGUAAUUCCAAUCUGCAGUCAGUCUAUGAAGUGUGAAAAUGGAUUUUUAUAGAUCUACAUUUUUUCCCCUGGCAAUACCAAAUCAAAUGGUCAAGAUUGGUUGAUAAAAACCCAGUGUUGCCAGCCAACAGGAGACAGCGUCCUCCUUUAUUUCCUGCUCUUCAUAGUAAGACCGUAGUUCGAUUACAUUCUAAGUAAGCACACGGUUUUAGUAUAACCACGAAAUCAGCGUCGUUUGACAGCAAGUCUAAAAUAAGUGAAACGAAGAGAAUUUCCUACAUUCUUUUUGCUUUCUCUCUUCACUAUUUCGUCUAUACCUAUGUAGAACCUAGUCUUUAUCUAUUCGUCUACUCCUUCGCCUAUUUCCCUAAAUCUCAUAAUAAUUUAGACUUAUUAUAUCUAUGAUACUGUCCAUGGUUUACCUUUCGUAGAAAACGCAAAAUUAACAGCUUUGGAAUUAAAUUAAAUAAAAGGAGAUAUUUUAUUCAAAUAUUUAUACUAACGUUGUUGUAGUGGUUAUAUUAUACAUCUGUAUAGGUAAUUAAGUAAAUAGCUAAUAACUAACGAAACCAACUUAUAUACAAAAAUAUAUACAUUUAAAUGUAAAUACAUCCCUGUGUACCAAAUUUCCCUUCUUUACAAUUUUUGUAGUUGUAGUAUUAUGAAUAACUUUAUAUUAACAUUUAAAUAAAUAGAAAGUACCUAAGUUGAGUACUGUAGGAAACUUAAUAGGCAUAGUAAGUCCACGUUAGAUCACAUAGCUUACACACAGAAAGUUGUUAAAACACACAGAAGUCGACUACCAUUUAUUGAUCGAGUACCUAAGUCCUCAAAACCACGUAAACACCUGCUGUGUAAACAACUUUGGACUUCUCAAGAACAAAUGUAUCUCAGAUCAAUACUACACAGACCUGUAAAUCUUAUUUCAAAUUCCUGUUUGUAUUUCUAGUUGACUUUUAAUUUUGUGAAAUGAUGAUCACUAACGUUUUCUUUUUCACAAUUCAACUGUGGAAAAAGUAAUUUAAAAUGUACAAAACAAUUUAAUGACUUUCAUAAACUUUUGUUUGUAAAAUAACAGCAUAAUAGCAACGGAAGUACGCAAAGCAGUGAUAAAAAAAAUAUGUCCAAAUUAGCAAUAUAUAAGCAAUAAAAAUAUUAGACUAUACAUAGAAUAGUUUUAGGAUACUUACAUAAGAAGCAAUACUAAAGCAAUAUUUUUUUCAUAGAUUUAGUUGAGUUAAAAUAAAGUCGACAAAAUAUAAGUAGACUGUGACGAGGUGAUAUUUUGAAAAAAGUUUAUUCAAUAUUGGUUAGAACGUAUUUCAAAAUACUUUGAAGAAAAUACUAAAGCUAAUUACUGAAUUGAUAGAUUUAUUAUAGCUAUACCGAUGUAAUGCUCUGUAACUUGGUCCGUUCUAUUUUUUAUUACAAAUUAAGUGAAAUUUCUCAUAAAUCAAUCAACCUAUUAACUAACUAUAUAGGGCACUAAAAUAAUCUUUCGACCCUAUCAUCGAGAGGAUUGUUUUGUGUAUGUAAUUACAUAAGCCAAGUUUAAAUCAAUAUUAUAAUAUCCUGGAUUAAUAAGGCCUUGCUUGGGUUAAUUUUAUCAAAAAGCUGUCCUGUGUUCAUGAAGUACAUGCGUAAUAAGUAUAGGAAUCAAGCAAUAUUAAUACCUUAAGAUUAGUGGUAUCAUCUUAACACUAAUGAAAAAUAAUUAAAAUUAAAUAUUAAUAACAGUUACAUAUUGCUAUUUUAUGUAAUUAAGUCAUUUUCGGUAUAAAUAAGUCUUUUUAAUUGUUUAUUUUCAGUUAUUUCUAAUAUCAAAUCAAUAUUCUUGGAAUUAUACCGCAAUUUUGCAACCUUGUGUCAUGUAUCUCAACGAAUAUUAUCUAUGUAGAAUGCAGUGAAAAAUCAACGAAGAAUUGUGAUUUUCUAUUGAGACAUCGACUUAGAAAGGUUGAGUUAGGGAGGAAUAGAAAUGAUAGCAAUAAUAAGUAUUACAACGAAUUGUUUCAAAUUGUUAUAGUUUAUUUGCGAGUACAACGAAUACUUUUAUUGUGAAGGGGGUUUCUGGGACAGGACUGGUCCGAAUUGGAAUUAGUUUUAGAGAAAGUAUUAGAUAUGACCUGGUCCAUGUCGCAGGAACCUCCCUAAAGUUGUUUUGUUAGUUGAAUUGGAUAUUGGAUGUCCUUAUUUGAUGGUUAAGUAUACGUAAGUCUAAUAUUUUAGUUCAGUAUACCCUUGUAAUUUAAGAUUGUCAUUAGUAGUACGUAUUGCGUUUGUUUUACAAAAUUGGUUAUUAUAAUUAAGAUCCUCAUUAACAUACCAAAGUUAAUGUUUUUUGUGAUGUUUAUUUUCAAAAUAGAAAAUACUAACAAUUAUUAAUUUAUUAUGUUGUGAUAUUGGUUUAUUUAUUUUUUGUUAAAAGACUAAAUAGCGGCCGAGAUUCUAGUCAGUUAGCGAGUAGGAAGGUCGAGUAGAUGUCGAUACAUAUUGUAAUACCAUUAGGGGUAGAAAGAGAAGUGAUUAUUAAAUAUGUGAUGCAUCGCGUAGUAUGUGAGAGUGAGUAGGCAGGUAGAGUUACUAGUGUAGGCACAGAAUAUAUAGGUACUAAGUUUGCCUUACGAAAGUUUGUAUAAGUGAAUACUGGAAUAAAUAAUGCAACUCUCAACACACACACACACACUCUAAAAACAGAAGAUAAAUUUCAUUAAGUAUCCAGUUCAGUAGGUAAUAAAUGUAUACAUUUUUAUCAAAACUUUAAUAAAAACUGUUCAAAAAAUGAAGAAACCAAACUAUUUCAUACACAAUAUUCGAUAUUAAGAUCAACAGAUCAACAAAUCGUGUAAAGCACAAUUUUGAAUAAAAAUUAUGCCCAUGAUAAUAUAUAUUUGUGAAAUGUUUGCGUCCUAGCUUUCGACAAAUAUUUUCUCGAGUUAUGAAGUGUCCGUUGAUUCAUUAUCUGUAUCGUGAAGACCAAUAAUAUCGGAAAUGUAUGUCUUUUGUACUACGGCGUAGUUGUAACGGCUAGCUCCUGAGACCAAGACCAAUGUUGCACACUAGUGCAUAAUUAACAUAAUAGGUAAUUACUAUAAUUCAGAGAUAGUAGAUUACGACAUGAAAAUUGUUAAUUUUUUUUUACGUUUCAUACGUUUUUAUACAUAAUUGGUGUAAUCAAAAAUAUUAUCUACCAAAUUAGCUAAUCAAAAUUAGGAAUACAAAACUAGUCAUUAUCACUUAACUUCAAUUAAUAUUUUUCAUAAUAGAAUUUGCUUUUAACAUUUCAAAGAGUACGUUUUUUGUAACUCUAUUAGUGUGUCAAUUUUUAAUUCACUUAAUCCUUCCUAAUAUGCAAUUAAUAUAUUAUACCUAUACCAAAAGUACCUACAGAGUUAGAACUAAUAUUGCAUGAAUUAUAAUUGUAUAGCGUAAUAUAAAUUAGUACAUGUAAUUGAGCGUUAUUUACGACAUUCCCUAAAGUUGCAUUUAAUUUAUAAAUAAUGACUUUUAAUUUUGGAGAAAGGUUUUUAAAUUUAAGUGUAUGUAAAACAUUUUUAUCUAUAUUCGUACCAUAUUGAUAAAAAUAAAUUACCUACAUUAAAUUUAAUAAGUACUUCUGCAAAAAUAUCUUCAGAUUUAGGGGUACAGAUAGAAAAUAAAAUAAGUAAUAAAUAUACCUACCCUAGUAAGAAAUUUUAGCGCUCAACAUUUGAGUGUCUAUAAUAUAUAUAUUUACUGUAUUCGAACUACAGUAGCAAUACAGUGAUUUAUAACUUAUUUAUGUGAGUGUGUGUACCCAGAUUAACUUAAUUAGUAUAGAUACGAUAAUACCCUAAAUAAUCAAAAGCGAAUAGUUAAAAUAUAAAACUAAAUAUGAAAUAACGUAAGCGCAUCAUAUGAAACUGUACCUAAAUAAGAAACAGAUAUUAUAAUAACAAGCGAUUUAAUUGUUAAUAUAGCAUGUUAUUUUAAAGAAUUUAAAUGAUUUUGAAUUCUUUAAAUUCAAUUAAUAGACAGACACGCACUCACAUAAAUACACCGCAUUCGCCUUCCAACAAUAUCUACAGUUUAAAAAUCUUAGAAAGUAAUAUAUAAAUUGUUUUGCGAUAAUUUGUGUGUUGUCAACAUAAUUUCGUGUAUUCACUAUGUACUGUAACUGUAAUUUAAAUCUAAGAACCUAGGGUCCACUGAUAAUGUAGGUGUUGCCUAGUCGAAGUAGCCAUUGUAUUAUAUCACUCAUUCAGUUACAAUUACAUUGAUUUAAUUUUUUUUUUCAUUUAUCAAAUUUUUAUGUGUUUAGUACUUAUUAGAGUUUGUAUUUGAACAGUCACAAUAAUCUCAAGUGUGUUUCCAACUCUUUGUAUUAUAUUCAAAAUGUAUUCAAAGAUACUCAAUUAUUUUAUUUACAACUGAUUGAUAUCUACAGAGAUUGAUGCACAAAAACAAUGUUUCUAGGUUGGAUGGUACAUUUUCUAGUCUUAAGUUGUGUACAGUCAACAACACAUCAAGCUACCCAAGGGCCAAAAUUCAUUGCUCGCCAUUAUUGCCGCGGCAUAAAUCCAGGCAGGGUUACUUGACAUGCGGUCGAUUGUACCCUGUUUAAACGUAUUAAUAUUUGCGUUGGGUCUUUUGGUCAUUGCGAUUGUUUUAAUUAUUCAUAAAAAUAAAAAUGUAUUGUAUAAAAC